Messenger RNA from Marchantia polymorpha subsp. ruderalis, 1895 nucleotides. The record is from the annotation of a GenBank genome assembly. Lineage: Eukaryota; Viridiplantae; Streptophyta; Marchantiopsida; Marchantiales; Marchantiaceae.
UCACAAGAACCACAAGAGGUUCUCACCAUAGUAGACAGAUUGCUUCGGACAAACACAACAGUAGGGUCUAUUCCUAGUAACAAUUCGAAGUAGCUGGUGGUAUGUCUGUAGAGAGGCAGACAGAACGAUUUUAUGUGUAGAUUCGUCGAGAACGAUAAAGGUUUUGUUAGGGUUUUUCUAAUCAAUAAGCGAGUGUUCAUCGGAGUGUGAGGUGGGCUGAAGUCGUGGAAGUAUUUGGUCGUGUCAGAUCGAUCGCAGAGUUCCUUCGUUGAGAAUUUGUCGCAGCAGGUUGUUUGAUCGAGUGCGUCGAAAGCCAUGUCGACGAGCCAACCUCCGAUCGGAGAGGGCGAAUUUGUGGUCCAGAGGAAGGUAAAUCCGUCCUUCUGGUCGAGAUUGGCGAAGCAAAAGCAGGGACUCGGACUCAUGGCCCUGUCUGCGUCCUGCGGUUUCCUCGCUUUGAGCAUCUUGAAGCAAGAAAAGGAGCUGACUCGGGUCAAUGAGAUGGCUUCUCAAUUGAGGUUGCAGAAUGACGCGUUGAAGGAAAGGCUGCAGAAUGUGAAAUUGGCUGUGGAGGAGGAAGGGGUUGCCGGUCAAGGACUUGAAAUGCGGCUGAAGGACAUCUUGAAAAUCAAUGCAUCCUCUGCUGCUGACCAGACAAUUCCUCUGCCGGAGGAUCCUAAGGCUGAAAUGAGGAAAGCUAUCAAGGCGAAAUUUAUGGUGUGAUCAGAUUUGUCACAAUCGAGGUCAGGCAUGUACAGAUUGCUGCCGUUGCAGUUACAUCGUUUAAGUUACAUUCGGUUGUGUAGCAAUCUCUUUGAAUAUACUCACGUUACCGUGAUUUGAACGAAGGAGGAUAGCGCUUUUCAAGUAAGAGAUUGCUCUUUUUUUCAAGUUUGGUGACUCAUAUUAUUUUUUCUUCAAACUGAAGAUUUUUUCUUCGUCUUAGAAGAUACUGAUUAGGGCGUCUCACUUUAGCGUGUGGAUAGCAUGGCACCUUACUGCCUUCAUAGAAAUAGCAUUUUUCGUGGAAGAGAGGCUGCUGUCAGUGGCAAUUCUUUCAUUCCACCUCACGAAGGUGGGGCGUGGAAUUGGAACCGAAUAUGGUGCUCGGCUCAUGUCCUGUUUUUAAAACUCACUCUGGUCUUAUUGGACCCCCUUUUUCAGAUGGCACAUCGGAUCAAUGUAGUUUGAUGUAGGAAAGGGAGAUUCAAAGAAAGAAUUUGGAGAAUCCGAUUUUGCUCUUUAUUGAGAGAUCAGCUCCAUACCAUCGUGUAAGCAAUAAUUAUUUUUUCGAUAGCAUGUGAAGGAGAAGUGCCGUACUUAGUUCUGAGUUCAUAAUGAUAUGGGUGUUGCCCUUGUCAGAGCUAAAGCUUGAUACCUAAACGUCUAUCCCGCAUGACCGUCUUACAAGAUCAAUUUUGAAUUUGAGCAGUCUCAGGUUUUUUGACAUGGGCGAAAAUCCAGAUGAGUGCUUAUCUGCGGAUUCUUAGUAACGUCAAUGUGUUCUCAUUGUCCAUUAAUGUCUUGUAAAAUUCCCGAAAGCUUUUCAGGUAACCUGGCAGUUUCUCUUGAAGAGUAGAUUCGACAUCCAUUCCUAUCAUCGUGAACAUCUUUCCACGAUGGUAAUUUAGAGUCCGCCUGUGACGAGGAAACCUUUGAGCGGUGAAUAACUUCCUAUCUCUAUGCACUUGUUUUUUUCAAGAGCAGCAUAUUUGUGUUCUUCGAGGCCUUUGGGAAGAUAAAAAUUGCAUGCACCUGGGUUCGUUUCAUUGUGCAAUUCAAAAUUCUCACAUAUCUUGAGAAGAUGUCAUGUCUCUUGGAGUGCAACAUGCAGGUUUGAAAUUCUGUCGUUUGCAUGGUUACUGUUUGUUAGCGUUGUGACUUAAACUUUCUGU